Mucor mucedo is the source of this 1693-nucleotide messenger RNA. RefSeq names its product WD40-repeat-containing domain protein. Gene Ontology annotation, molecular function: protein binding. Gene Ontology annotation, biological process: rRNA processing; DNA-templated DNA replication. Bases 37 to 1389 code for a protein of 450 amino acids. The transcript is spliced from 2 exons. The record is from RefSeq and is a predicted model, not a curated record. Lineage: Eukaryota; Fungi; Mucoromycota; Mucoromycetes; Mucorales; Mucoraceae. Gene Ontology annotation, cellular component: nuclear pre-replicative complex.
AAAAGACUUUUUCAAUCGCUCAACAACAUUAAUAAAAUGGCAACUGAAGUAGCAUUAUCCGCCUCCAACACAGACAACACGAUAUAUGUUUGGGAUAUUCGUUCCGGCUCUAGUUUAUUUUCAUUCAAGCAGAGCAUGUCACCCAAGGGUGGCCUUACUAUGGUCGCCAAACCUGGAGCUAGUUUCCAAGUUGGCUCCAUCGUAACUGCACAAACCGAUCGCGCCAAUUUAAACGUUUACCAAUGGCAAAGAGAUCAAGUCUUGCACAAAAUGAACACAGCAGAGAAAAUGGUCAGUGUCGCUUCCUCUCACCAAGGUCAAUAUUUAGCUGCCGCCACUGUCAGUGGUAAAGUCUAUCUUUGGCACAUUCCCACAGGUCAUUUGAUGCGUGUCUUUGAGGCCCAUUAUCGCCGUAUCACCCGUCUCGCCUUCAGUAACGAUGAUUCAACCUUAUUAACCGCAAGUGAGGAUGCUGCUGUCAAUGUAUGGCUUCUUGCUCAUUUAAUAAAUCCCGUCAGCGCAGAAGGCUAUGAGGAUAUCACAGCUCGUCCCGCCCCAUUAUAUUCAUGGUCAGACCAUACAUUACCCGUAUCUGAUAUAUUUAUUGGCAAUGGUACAUUAUCUGGUGCUCGUGUCUGUACCGCCAGUUUGGAUCAUACAGUCAAGCUCUGGGAUCUUGCAACAGGUCAGCUUUUAACCACAUUUUUAUUCCCCAAGGCUGUUUCCAGCGUCAUUAUGGAUCCUUCCGAAACCACAAUUUUCGCAGCUUGUGAAGAUAAAAUUUAUUCUGUAGAUUUAUACAAGAGUCGCCAGGAUCAAUCUUACAAGAUCAACACUACAGAAAGUUUAGGUGGUAUGAGCAGAGUAGAAUCCGUCGGUAUCAAAUCAUCUACACCUUCUUCAUUAGGAAGUAAACAACCUACACUUGGACACGUCUUCACUGGACAUACAGGCGCAAUCAAUACCUUAACUUUAUCCUUUGACGGCACAAUUCUUAUUUCAGGAGCAGAGGAUGGUAAUUGUAUUGUCUGGGAUGUCUUAAGUAGACAGCCUCUUCGUAAAUUCGAAUCACAUAAAGGUCCUGUCAGUCACGUUGCGUGUUUCCUGAGACCCAUCGAAUUACAUCCUGACGCUGCCACUCAAACCAUCACACCCAUGCCAUGGAAACAAUUAAAGCGUGCAAUGCCUACAUCAGAAGAAGAGCAUCGUGAUGCUACUUUACAAGUCAUUCAAAACACCACCAUGGAUUUAGCAGCUCAUCAACAAUUAGUCGAGUCAGGUCCACUUUAUUCUUCGAUCCCGACCGAAUUAGAACCUGUUAAAAUAGCCGGGGAUACCAUCAGAGAUAUGAAGGUAAAACAACUGAAAAAAAAAGGUACAGGAGCUUAAGCAGUCAUUAACACUUUGAAAAAAAGACGGAUGAUUCUACAUCUGCUUUACAAAAUCAAGUAAACGCUCUUCAAGCCGAAUUAAUGCGUUUAAAUGCACAUUACAGCAAGACAAAAUCUUUGCAGAAUGAAAUGUACACCAUUGUUGUAGAUAAAUUCAUGGAAGAAAGACGUAGUAAGAGAAAAUUAGAGGAGGAGGAUGAAGAGGAGGAGGAGGAAGAAGAGUCAGAUCAAGAAUAAAUAAAGUGUACAAAAACUAAUUUCCAAAUAAUAAUAACAAUAAAAAAAAAGGAUGUAUUUGUUUA